AUGGACCAUCAUCACGUUCCUACUGUACUCUCCGACCGGGCCCAACCGAACUUCGACAUUUGCGUACGACAGCGGCUUGCUAUCGACGUCGACUACAACAAGACGCAAGACUACAACUUCUACACCACCAAGCGUGCGUUCAUGGUCAAGCACUUCUCUUACUUCCACCGGCCGGGGAGUGUGAGGUACGACGUCCCGCAAGCGCAACUGCCUUUCGGUGUCAAUGCUGUGUCUUCUGCGCAGGAGACUGGGGAGAAGUCGACGUGGAGUGUGUUGUUCAUGAACAAUCAGACCACUAGCUUCGAGAUGAGUCUGCAGGUUUCAUGUCGGGGCGGGAAACUGGCGAAGAUCGUAGAGACGACAAACGAAAAUGAUUGGAAGAACGUCAGUCCUUUGCCGGAAGCGAAGGAUGGUGAGGUAGUUUUGACCGUACCGAACGAGAGUUUGGUCACCGCGCAAUUUACCUGCUAG
Messenger RNA from Saxophila tyrrhenica, 471 nucleotides. RefSeq lists its product as uncharacterized. The transcript has 2 exons. Lineage: Eukaryota; Fungi; Ascomycota; Dothideomycetes; Mycosphaerellales; Extremaceae. The coding region runs from base 1 to 471 and encodes 156 amino acids. The record is from RefSeq and is a predicted model, not a curated record.